Molecule: messenger RNA, 1281 nt
Organism: Geosmithia morbida
Lineage: Eukaryota; Fungi; Ascomycota; Sordariomycetes; Hypocreales; Bionectriaceae
Product: NADPH-dependent 2,4-dienoyl-CoA reductase, sulfur reductase, or a related oxidoreductase
Exons: 3
Coding region: 1-1281 (426 amino acids)
Cellular component (GO): cytoplasm
Molecular function (GO): flavin adenine dinucleotide binding; electron-transferring-flavoprotein dehydrogenase activity
Source: RefSeq, a predicted model, not a curated record
AUGGGAAACCGAAUCUCUAAAAUCAUCGUCCUCCUCCGGAUCGUGGCCUACUCAUUCGGCCAUCUAGGCAGCCACAUCCGCCGACAGUUCUGGCCAGUCAAGCUAGCGCCGUCAUCGGAGUCGCCUCGUAACAUUGUCAUCAUUGGCGCUUCAUUCGCAGGGUACCACGCCGCGCGACUGCUGGCGUCGUCCCUGCCCGCCGACGGCAGCUGGAAGCUCGUCAUCAUCGAGCCCAACACCCAUUACCAGUUCACCUGGACUCUCCCACGGUUCUGCGUCGUCUCCGAUCACGAGGACAAAGCCUUCAUCCCCUACGGCGGGUACCUCCCCGUUGCCGCGCGUGAUCACGUCCGCUGGCUGCGCGGACGCGCCACAGGAAUCAGCCGCACCGCCGUCUCUGUCUCCGAGGAGGGGCGUUCCACCAUUACACAUGUGCCCUACGAAUACCUCGUCAUCGCCACGGGCGCGGGCGUCGGUCUGCAGCUGCCGUCCCGCGUGGGCGCUACGGACAAAGAGACGGGAUGUGAGCUCCUGAGGCAGAUGCAGCGCCAUAUUCGCGACGCGAACAGACUGGUCGUCAUUGGCGGGGGCGCCGCCGGCGUCGAGCUGGCCACUGACGCAAAGAGCAUGUACCCGCACAAGACGGUCACGCUGGUCCACUCGAGACAGGCCGUCAUGCACCGCUUCGGACCGGAACUGCAGGCCGCCGCCUUCAAGGGCCUGGAGGGCCUCGGUGUAGACGUCGUUCUGAAUCAGCGCGCUGCGGGUCACGACGGAUCCGCCGGCCCGGGAUGUCUAACCCUGACGGAUGGUCGGAAGAUUGAGUACGACUUUUGUGUCAACUGUGGUGGGCAGAAGCCGGCGUCCCAGCUAUUAAGCGACAUCGCCCCCAAUGUUAUAAGCGAGUCGGGACACAUACGUAUUAAGCCGACGCUACAGGUCGACGACGAGUCGCUACCCAAGGUUUAUGCGUGUGGCGAUGUAGCCGAGACGAGCGUGAGAAACCCCAAUAGCAGAUCGGCCAUGAGGCAGGCCGAGUAUGCCGCCGACAAUAUCGUUCUGGCUGCGCUAGGGAGGCCACAGACCAACAUUUACAAGAUUAAAUGGGCAGAUGGGUUAACCAAGUUGACUCUUGGACUAUCCAAGUCCGUUAUACACCUUUCAGAUGACAAAGCAGAGCUGUUGAUCGGCUCCGAUGACAAAGAUGAGACCUUGAUGUCGGCCCAGAUGUGGAAGCACAUGGGCGCGAAGCCGUUUAUAGACGACAAUUGUACCAGGUAG